Messenger RNA from Papaver somniferum (opium poppy), 1563 nucleotides. RefSeq lists its product as uncharacterized. NCBI's taxonomy places the organism in Eukaryota, Viridiplantae, Streptophyta, Magnoliopsida, Ranunculales, Papaveraceae. The transcript is spliced from 4 exons. The record is from RefSeq and is a predicted model, not a curated record. Bases 521 to 1087 code for a protein of 188 amino acids.
GAACCAGAGCGACGUAGUUUCGUUGCCGUCAUCUUUUUACACUUGCGAAUCACUAACUAAUUUGAAGCUACUUUCAAGCUGUGGUUCCUGUUUUCCUAAAUAUAUAUUUUUUCCAAGAUUAGAAAGAUUUAUUCUUGGUGGAGUGGAAUUUAGAGAUGAGUGCUGGAAUGAGCAACUCUUUUCCAGUUGCCCAGUACUGCAGUCUUUGGCUGUGGUAUUCUGCACCUGGUCUGAGAUGAAGGAUUUUUGUAUUUCAAAUCCUGCACUGAAAGAAUUAACCAUUAUAAAUCCGGAAAAAGGAGGAUAUGGCUUUCAAAACUGUGCUCUCAAAAUUGAUGCACCAAAUCUGGAGACUCUCACUUAUAUAGGUAGGGUUGCAAAGGAUUAUGUCCUAUCUUGUUUUCCAACACUAGUUAAAGCAACGGUUGACUUCUACUUUCAAGAAUAUGGUGCAUUGUGGGAGCAAGUUAUAGCUUAUGGUGCGGUUGCAUGUAAGUUUCUUUAAGCACUUGCACAUGUGAUGCAUCUCAUAAUUUCUGACGUGACCCUACAGGUUCUCUCUGUUGCAGACAAUUUUUUGAACAAAUUACCUUCAUAUCAUAAUUUGAACCGGUUGUGCCUGACUCAGAAAGUAACCGCUGAUAAAGCAGUAAUUAUUUUGCUUGAAAAAGCACCUAAUCUGGUGUCACUUGAAUUUGAAGAGUUUGAUGAUCCCCCUGACCCCGACGAAGAAGAAGACAACAAUGAGGAUAUAGGUGAUGAUGGUGGGGAAGACAGCCACUACAAUGAUGCUGCUGACGGUGAAGAUAACAAUGACAAUGAAGACGAUGGUUGGGCACUUGAUAUGGUGGCUGCUAGAUGUUCUUUCUUAAAUCUCAAGUUGGUUAGCUUCAACAAAUUUACUGGCAAAGCAUGGGAGAUGAGGUGGUUGAAACUGAUUUUAAAGAAUGCAAAAGCUUUGGAAACAAUGACUAUUUCUCGUGAUCUCAUUUCGUACAGGAAAAGCGAAAAUCUAAUGGCAGAUAUUUCGAGUCUUCCUAGAGCUUCAGCAAGUUGUGUGUUCAAAUUCUCCCCUAAGCAGCGUUAAAGGUUUGUUUUCUAUUCUUAGGGCGUCAGGUUAUCACAGAGUAAUUGCAGAGGUGGCCAAUGGUAUCUGCGUUUCUAAAUUUGGAGAAUUGUGAAGAAUUUCAAAUAUUGGGAGGUGGCUGCGAUGCUGUUUGUGUUUUGACAAGGGUACAAGAUGUUUGGUCUGUCCGUCUCGAGGUCUUCUCGGCAUGAAGCUUGGUGCACAGAAGCUUACGAGAUUUUUUAGUAAACAAAAGAAUCCACCAAUGUAGAAUAACUAGAGAAAAUGGUGACUGAAAACAUUCAACUUUAUUUUUUGCAGUCUUUAAGAUGUAUUUACAUAUUUAUAUUUGGUCCGACGACCGUGCUUCUGUUAGAAAAUCUCUGUAAUAUUUGGUGCUUGUGAAGGCACUAGCCUAAACUCUGCCUGUAAAUUGAGUUGAGGCAAAGGGGUUAUUUUCCUUUAUAUUUUGCUUCUAAUUAAAGGUUUUUUUAGUA